GGGGCUGUGCGCUGUGUUCUGAGUGAAGGCUGUGGCAGGGUUCGGGCUGCGCGGAGACAGGGGGUUCGGGUCUUGGGUGGACGCCACCGGCCGGAGCAAGGCGGCCUGAACCUAAGUCCCGGCCAGUCUUCAGGACCCGGCAGCGACCGGUGGAGCCGAGGCCGGGACGCGCGGCCAGGAGGACGGAGGCUGGGACUGAGCGAGUGCCGGGGUCGGGGCGCGCCAGAUGAUGGAUUUGGAUGCCCUUCUAUGAAGCAAUGCCACAUGGUCCAAAAGCAAACAUGUCUGGGCUUCUGCCAUCUUAGGAAUCCAGGUCCUGGAGACAGCUCUCCCUUGGGGAAUCAGCUGAGGUGUGAUCCAGGAACAAGAAGCAUAUCCUCACCAAUGACAUCAUGACAGCAAGAGAGCACAGCCCUCGCCAUGGUGCCAGGGCCCGUGCGAUGCAGCGGGCUUCCACCAUUGACGUGGCAGCUGACAUGGUGGGCCUCUCUCUGGCAGGAAAUAUUCAAGAUCCAGACGAGCCCAUUUUAGAAUUCAGCUUAGCUUGCAGUGAGCUGCACACUCCUUCACUAGAUCGAAAACCAAAUAGUUUUGUGGCUGUGAGCGUCACCACCCCUCCGCAGGCAUUCUGGACGAAGCACGCGCAGACUGAGAUCAUUGAGGGAACCAACAACCCUAUCUUUCUCAGCAGCAUUGCCUUCUUCCAAGACUCCCUUAUCAAUCAGAUGACACAAAUCAAGCUGUCUGUGUAUGAUGUCAAAGAUAGAUCUCAGGGAACAAUGUAUUUAUUGGGCUCUGGAACAUUCGUUGUCAAAGAUCUGCUCCAGGACAGGCAUCACAGAUUGCAUCUGACUCUGAGGUCUGCAGAGAGUGACCGAGUAGGUAACAUAACUGUGAUCGGCUGGCAGAUGGAGGAGAAGUCAGACCAGCAGCCCCCUGUGACCCGGUCUUUGGACACUGUCAAUGGGAGGAUGGUUCUGCCUGUUGAUGAGAGCUUGACUGAGGCACUGGGAAUACGGUCCAAAUAUGCUUCUUUGCGAAAAGACACUUUGCUGAAAUCAGUGUUCGGUGGUGCCAUCUGCCGCAUGUACCGGUUCCCAACCACUGAUGGCAACCACCUACGGAUCCUGGAGCAGAUGGCAGAGAGCGUCCUCUCCCUGCAUGUGCCUCGGCAGUUUGUGAAGCUGCUGCUGGAGGAAGAUGCAGCCAGAGUAUGUGAGCUGGAAGAGUUGGGGGAGCUGUCCCCUUGCUGGGAGAGCCUCCGGCGGCAAAUUGUCACCCAGUAUCAGACAAUCAUCCUCACCUACCAGGAAAAUCUGACUGACCUCCAUCAGUACAAAGGUCCUUCAUUUAAAGCAAGCAGUUUGAAAGCAGAUAAAAAGUUAGAAUUUGUUCCCACAAACCUGCACAUACAACGGAUGAGAGUUCAAGAUGAUGGAGGCUCAGAUCAGAACUAUGACGUUGUCACUAUCGGAGCUCCAGCAGCACAUUGCCAAGGUUUUAAGUCAGGAGGUCUUCGAAAAAAGCUGCACAAGUUUGAAGAGACCAAGAAACACAGUUUUGAGGAGUGUUGUACAUCAUCUAGCUGCCAGUCCAUAAUCUACAUACCACAGGACAUCAUCCGAGCCAAGGAGAUCAUUGCCCAGAUCAACACCCUGAAAACCCAAGUUAGCUACUAUGCAGAACGACUCUCAAGGGCAGCCAAGGACAGGUCUGCCACCGGCCUUGAGAGGACUCUCGCCAUCUUGGCAGACAAGACCCGACAGUUGGUGACUGUCUGUGACUGUAAGCUGCUGGCCAACUCCAUCCAUGGUUUGAACGCAGCACGGCCUGACUACAUCGCUUCCAAGGCCUCCCCUACCUCUACUGAGGAGGAACAGGUGAUGCUCCGGAAUGACCAGGACACCCUCAUGGCCAGGUGGGCAGGGAGGAGCAGCCGAUCUUCCCUGCAGGUGGACUGGCAUGAGGAGGAGUGGGAGAAAGUGUGGCUGAAUGUGGACAAGAGCCUGGAGUGCAUCAUCCAGCGGGUGGACAAGCUGCUGCAGAAGGAGCGUCUUCAUGAGGAGGGCUGUGAGGACGUUUUCCCCUGUUCAGGCACCUGCUCCAGCAAGAAAGGUAACCGGGACAGCCAAGCCUACUGGAUCAGACCGGAGGACCCCUUCUGUGACGCCCCCUCCUCGACAUGCCCCUCCUCCAUGCCCACUGCUGCAUGCCGUCCUCACCCAAGCACACAUUGCAGCCCCCCUCCUGAAGAGUCCAGUCCAGGUGAGUGGAGUGAGGCCCUUUAUCCUCUGCUGACCACCCUCACAGACUGUGUGGCCAUGAUGAGCGACAAAGCCAAGAAGGCCAUGGUCUUCCUGCUCAUGCAGGACAGUGCCCCCACCAUUGCCUCAUACCUGAGCCUGCAGUACCGCCGUGACGUCGUCUUCUGCCAAACCCUGACAGCCCUCAUCUGCGGCUUUAUCAUCAAGCUGAGGAACUGCCUGCACGAUGAUGGCUUCCUGCGGCAGCUCUAUACCAUCGGACUGCUGGCCCAGUUUGAAAGCCUCCUGAGCACCUAUGGAGAGGAGUUGGCCAUGUUGGAGGACAUGAGCCUUGGAAUCAUGGACUUGAGGAACGUGACCUUUAAAGUCACCCAGGCCACUUCGAACACAUCAACUGACAUGCUGCCAGUCAUCACAGGAAACCGUGAUGGCUUUAAUGUGCGAAUCCCCCUGCCAGGACCACUGUUUGACUCCCUGCCCCGAGAGAUCCAGAGUGGCAUGCUGCUGCGGGUGCAGCCAGUCCUCUUCAACGUGGGCAUCAAUGAGCAACAGACUCUGGCUGAGAGGUUUGGAGACACAUCCUUACAAGAAGUCAUCAACAUAGAAAGUUUGGUGCGGUUAAAUUCCUACUUUGAGCAGUUCAAGGAGGUUUUGCCGGAGGACUGUCUACCUCGAUCUCGGAGUCAGACCUGCCUGCCAGAGCUGCUGCGGUUUCUAGGACAGAACGUCCAUGCACGCAAGAAUAAGAAUGUGGACAUCCUCUGGCAAGCUGCUGAGGUCUGUCGCCGCCUUAAUGGGGUCCGAUUCACCAGCUGCAAGAGUGCUAAGGACCGCACAGCCAUGUCAGUGACGCUGGAGCAGUGCCUGAUCCUGCAGCAUGAGCACGGCAUGGCCCCGCAGGUUUUCACACAAGCCCUGGAGUGCAUGCGCAGCAUUGGAACACGGGAGGUAGUCACCCAGAAGAACUUGAGCGGCCUGGUGCCCAUCCGUGACUUAAGGCUAGACCCCAGCCUCCUUUGCUCUAUUCCUUUAUUAGCUCUGAGCCCCAAUUUACUGAUUGUGUGGCUCUUCCUGAGCAUAGCAUACCUGGUGACCAAAUUACGCUGCAAAUAAAUAUUAUUACGAAAAUUAAUUAGUCACAAGACAGACAAAAGUGCCCGAAUAUGUCCAGCCACCGUGUACCAAACUGGACAGAAGGAAGGUGUCAAAGCGAGGUCUGCCAAGAAAUAUCUCAUGCCUUACAGUUUGAUGUUCUGUUCUUCUGAACUGUAAAUACCUGCCAAAUUCUUUGAUCGAGAGGACUUGUUCAUUUUGAUUGUGUAGUGUCUUCAGUGCUUGUAACAUGUUCUUCUGGUGCCUGUGACUGCAUUAUUUAGCUGGCCUGGAAUUACUUGUACCAAAUAUCCGACCUUCUGAUGUAUAACUAUUUAUUACCUGUACAUCUUGUGUGCCCUGCUCCAAGAGAAAGGGAUGCUGUCUGAAAAGAGUUUGUAUAUUUGAUACUAUCCCUCAAGUGUAUCGCUAACCUUCCUUGCCUUUUUAAGAAAUCAACAAGAAAAAGAUGCUUUAUCGGUUUAUCUAGAUACCCCUGUUUAUUAGGACUGGGCUUCCUAUUUUCCUUUCAAAGCGUAGUCCUGAGAUUGCAAUAGCAAACAGUUUGUAGAAUCAUACUUCCUCGCUUCCAGUUAUUCCCACUUGGUGACGGCACAGCUGUGGAUACAGGAGCACAUCCACCAAGUCCAGCACACAGACUUUACAUCUUGCAUGUGACUUCAGGGUUGCUUUUAAUAUACACAGUAGCAAGAGUUACAUACUUUUUCUUGAAAUAAUUUUUUUAAUUUAAAAACUGUAUAUUUUAUUCCAGAUGAAGUAAUAAGGUUAAUAAUGAACAAAAAAAUCAAAGAAAAUGUUUUUAAAAAAUGAAGCUUAAAUUUUGGCAGUUGUGAGAGAGCUGUGAAAAUGGGAGAUAACUGUGGGUUUGCGCGUGUCACUCCUAAUGUUAACAUUGGCACUGCCCGUAAAGUAGGAGGGCUAGUCGCCCUGACACUCCUACAUGGCAGAGAGUAAUUGUUCUUCAUAAAAAUAACCAAGUAACCUAGGGAAGGUUCCACUCACCUUGUGUAAGAAAUUAUGAGUUUCUUCUUCAUCUUCCGGUUCCUAUCAGGUCUGCUUUUGAUUGCCAGUUCGAUGAAGGGGAUUGCUUUUCACGAGUGUGGUGGGAAACCCCGAGUGACUUAGAAAAGCUGGAGUGUCCAGUAUCUUGACAUUGUCACGCCCACAAACCCACCCACCAUAGCUCUAGCCUCUGUGUUUUCUCCGUGAGAUGUCCUGACUAUCCCUGGAGGACUGUCUCCGCUCUGGCUUCCUCUCAGAGAGUGAGGUAGAGGGACAGCAAAGCAGUGAGCAGUGAGCACCGCAGGCGUCUUCCCACAGAAGCAGGUCUAGUUGGCUCUCCUAGUGUCAACAGGGUGACAGCUCUGUGGCAUCUCCCAGUUUAGCGCUUUAGCCAUUGCCAGCCGACAAUCACCAGACAGACCUGUCCAGUCAGUGACUCUUUGAAAGGAAUGUUUGCUAGCUACCCUUUCCCUUCAAAGCAUGUGCUUCAAGCCCUUAAGCUCAUUUUGUUUGCUCCAUUUGAGUAGGGGAAAGAGAGUCCAUAGUCUCCUUCCAUCCCCAUCUCACGGCCUCCAUUCCUUGCUCUAGGUUGAUAAUAGGAGGUGACUCAGGAAUGCACGAUUCCCAGGGUUCAGAGAUCGUAGACAGAUGAGGGCAUCCCUAGAGGUAGCUGCAGAGAUAGCAUCCUCUGUCUCCUAUGGCCCAAGAUGCCCCUAGCUCUUUGCACAGACUCUUCUCAGGACCAUUGUACAGUAAGGGGAAGUAGUGGCUGGUUAGAGAAAUCCCCUCCCUACACACCCAGGCAGGGAGGAGAACUGUUAGAACAUUAUGGCCUGGUUUGGUACCAGCCUCCCUCCUGUCCUAUAAAGCCUUUGCUGUUGGUUGGGUCAGGAAGGUUCCUUGUUUCCCUCUUCCAGGGUGAGUGGACUGCAGUACACCUGCAGGCACAAAAGGCUGGCUCUGGGAGUCAACCCACGGGGGAUUUGAGAUUUACAUUUGCUUUUUUCUUCUAUUGGGGAUGUGGGGAGACCAACCUUCAGUAUGCUUAUCCUUUAUACUGGAUUUGAAUGUCUUUAAGGCCUUUUGCUUUGCUCAUGAAGUCAAGCCAAACGUGCAUUCAGAAUCCUGUCUACAGCAAGAAAUGAGGAGAAAAGAGUAAGGCCAUAACUUGAGCUAGGCCGCUGUCAGUGUUGGGCAGCAGUGUCUGGGCUCCCUCUGAGUGAUCCUGAGCUGUGGCAUAGAGACUGCUCAGUCUGCAUCUUCUGCAGCAGCCACUUCUGAAGUAGAGAACCAUUGUCAGGAAUUCUUGCUGAGUGGCCUUACAGAAUGGCUGUGCACGUUCUACAAGCUAGGCUGGCGGCCACUGCUUCCUCCUGUACUCCCCAGACAGAGGUGCUAGAACAGGGGCAUGGUCCUUCCACAAAGCCACUCCCCGAGUCUGCUGUGGCAUGGCCUAGACAGGGGCCCUCAGAUGAAUUAUAAAGUGGAAGAGAUCUUAGGAUUGUCCUUUUAGAGUUUCCAAACUUCCAAAGUUGACAUCCGUAAUAUGAAGCAAAGCUCAAGAUAAUAAAAAAAGAACCAGGAGGUGUACAAUAACUAAAUCUCUCUUGUUAAAAUCGGUCCCAAACUUCGUCAUGUGCUGCUGCCUCCUAGAGACAGACACUGCUGCAUUGUGGUCAAUGAAGUGUUGUGCUUCAGGCUGUCAUGCUGGACUCUGCAGCAGGACACACUUCCCCCCCUGCAGACCUUGUCCCAAGCCUUCAAGCCAGAGCAGACACAUGCAGACCAUGCUAACAGUGGCAGCAUGCUGAGCAGGCAUAUCAGCCUGGAUAGAAACAUGUAGAAGAAACAGUUUGAUUUUAAAACCAGGUCACCUAAAUCCAGUAUUAGUUCCUUUCACAGGUAAAGACAGGGACUGUCAACGUUUUAAGUUCUUCUUUGGCGUUUACAGGCUAGGUGGGUUUGAGAACCUUCUGUAAAUGCUGUAAAUGGAGAAGCCAUAUGUGAAGUAGUCUGUCAGUAAAGGGGCCUCCAAAGACCACAGCAGGUUCACUGUGCACAGGAACCUAUAGCUUCUUAGCUUCUGCUUUAAAUAGAUUUCUAUUUUUAUCUGAUUACUGAAUGUUCAGCAGAUGCUGUCUGUCAUUUGCUCUGGGUGACCCAGGGUUUGGUUCAGGUGACAUAUCCAGCCUAAGGCUUGAGGCACAAGUGGCGGUGUCAGUCAACAGCAAGCGGGCGGAUGCUUCUCCAGACCACCUGGGCUUAUCUCUUUUGAAUAAAUAUGACUGUCUCACCAAAACCUACUUGACAUGUUCUUAAUAAGGGGACUGUCACUUUCAUUUUGAAAGGCUUGAGAUGCUAUUUUUUAAAUGUGUGUCCUGUGUUCUUCAUAGAAUUUGAAAGACUUUUUUAAAAUCACUAUUUUCUUGGUAACUGCAAGUUUUACAUCUCAGAAGGGGGAUUUUUUUUACUGAACUUGACCACUACUUGAUUUUAUUGCUACUCUUUAAAUAUUAUAAAGAUAGCAAGUUUUACUGUAUCGUGGAAAGGAGUUUAUAUUAAGAAUCAUUUUUGGCUGUUAAUUUACGCCAUUCCAGAGCAUUGCUUAGAGAAUCCCUUGAGGUUCGCUCUGAGGCCCUGACUCUUUAUCCUCUGGGCACCAUUUGUCUUGCCCCUGGGUUGCAAGGACAUCCCUCCAUCAGUGUGGCUGGGAUUCGAACUAGUAGUGAAUUCUGUAAGGGAAGAGCUCCUGUGGGCUCACACUGGGCUCAGUAGUGCCUGUACAAGAAGUGGCCGCAAUGAAAGCAGCCCACUUAGAGAAGGUGGUCAGUGACCACCAGGAGAGAAAUGGAGACUUCACAGCCGUCAGCCUGGUAGCCGUGAGGACGUGUUCUGCAGCCAGCGCAUGGGCCUGCACGGGCGGGCACUUUGUACUCGCACAGCUGCCCCUGGGGGAGACAGAUAGCAGAGCAGCCUCCUCUGCCAGAUGUUUUUUACUACCUGUUGAACUCUGCAAGGAAAAUCGGCAUUUGGGGUUUGAUGUGUGACAGAUUUUGCUACCAUACAAAAGGUACCGUGUUCCAGAAGCUAUGGUAAGAGUAAAAUAUCCCUAUUCAUCCAGUUUGCUGUCCAAAAACCUGCGAACCACAAGUUAUGAUAGAACCCCAGAUAACCAAACUUAAGAUACACACAAAAUCAUGUAUUUUAAAAUAAUUGUGUUUGCUUGGACACAACACCGCUCUGGACCUGCCAGCCCAUGGCCGCAUCCAGCAUGUACCCAUCUCUGUGCUUUGCCCUGCUUUGUCCAGAACCAUCUGUGUGUGCAUCUGUUGUGAAGCAGUCUAGCACCCAUUGAGUUAAUCUUUUUUUUUAAUGCUAUGAAAAUAAUAAGUUCAUUUCAUCUUAGUUUAAGUCUUUUAUUUUUUCCUUUUUUACUGCUGUCAUUUCUUGUGCUUGUUUUU
Messenger RNA from Microtus oregoni (creeping vole), 7840 nucleotides. RefSeq names its product inositol polyphosphate-4-phosphatase type I A (gene Inpp4a). NCBI's taxonomy places the organism in Eukaryota, Metazoa, Chordata, Mammalia, Rodentia, Cricetidae. The record is from RefSeq and is a predicted model, not a curated record. The transcript is spliced from 26 exons. Gene Ontology annotation, cellular component: cytoplasm. Gene Ontology annotation, molecular function: phosphatidylinositol-3,4-bisphosphate 4-phosphatase activity. Bases 393 to 3377 code for a protein of 994 amino acids.